This is a messenger RNA of Strongyloides ratti, 1596 nucleotides long. RefSeq names its product Tyrosine-protein kinase Fps85D. The coding region runs from base 1 to 1596 and encodes 531 amino acids. NCBI's taxonomy places the organism in Eukaryota, Metazoa, Nematoda, Chromadorea, Rhabditida, Strongyloididae. The transcript has 2 exons. Gene Ontology annotation, cellular component: extrinsic component of cytoplasmic side of plasma membrane. Gene Ontology annotation, molecular function: signaling receptor binding; ATP binding; non-membrane spanning protein tyrosine kinase activity. Gene Ontology annotation, biological process: innate immune response; cell surface receptor protein tyrosine kinase signaling pathway; cell differentiation. The record is from RefSeq and is a predicted model, not a curated record.
AUGAUAAGUACUUUUUCAGCGAGCAAAAAAACAAUUAAAAUAAAAUCCAAUAACUGUUUAGAAGCUAAAGGUUUAUCUGAUAAUGAUCUUAAAUCAAAAGUUAACACAAGUUAUCAAUCAAAAAACUCCAAUAAAGAUAGUUAUUUAGAAACUAAGAAAAAAAGAAGAAAAAGAAAAAGGAAAAAAGGAAGUGUAAAUGGAAAUACUACCAGUAGUUCAACUUAUCCAACAAAUUCAGCGGAAGAAACAAAAGUGCAUACAAGAGUAACUUUAAAAUUAAGUACUGAAUUUCGAAAAUUUUUAUCAUUUGAAAGGAACAAAACAUUAAUAAAAAUUGAAAGUGGAUUUGCAGGAAAUAAAAGAAAUGUAAAUUUAGAACCAUACUAUCAUGGUUUUAUGUCACGAGAUGUAGCUGAAAAAAUAAAAAUGUCAAAUGGUCAAUUUUUAUUACGGAGAGCAGAAAUUGAAAAAAGGCAAAUUUAUAUAAUUACCGUACACGUUAAUGAUAAAAGAGAACAUCAUAUGAUUAUGAGAACAAAUGAUGGAAAGCAUUUUUGGAUAAAAAAAUACUGUUUUAAUUCUGUUUCAGAUUUGAUAAGAUAUCAUAUGGAUAGAUUGAUACCAAUUAAAGAUGGAGUUAAAAUAACUCAUUGGGUUGAUAAAGAUCUUUGGUUACUUACUCAUGAUCAAAUUAGACUUCAAAAACCUAUUGGUUCAGGAGCAUUUGGAAUGGUUUUUGUUGGAUUUUUAAAUCUUGGAACAUUUAGACAAAGUAUUCCUGUUGCUAUAAAAUUACUAAAAAUGGAGAAAAUGACAAAUGACUCAAAAUUGGAAUUUUUAAGAGAAGCUAGUAUUAUGACAGAAUUUAACUCAGAAUAUGUUAUUAAAUUUUUUGGCGUUUGUACACAGCGUGAUCCAGUUAUGAUUAUUUUAGAAAUGGCAACAAAUGGUUCUUUAUAUGAUAAUUUAAAAAAUCCAAAAAUUAAAGAUCCUAUUUUGUGGAAUGAAAAAAAACAUAAAUAUGCAAGACAUGUUAAUUUAGGAUUACAAUAUAUUCAUAGUAAAGAAACUCUUCAUAGAGAUAUAGCAACACGAAAUGUUUUAAUAGGAGGUGAUGAUAAAGCAAAAAUAGCUGAUUUUGGUUUAUCAUUAAGACAGACAUCUAUUGUUAUGAAAGAAAUGAAAAAAAUGCCUAUACGUUGGUUGCCACCGGAAACAUUAUCACAAGGAUUAUAUUCACCACGAUCAGAAGUAUGGUCAUAUGGAGUACUUAUUUACGAAAUUUAUACUGAUGGUAAAAGGCCAUAUGAGAAUAUAUCAAAUAAUAAAGAAUUAAUUAAAAAAAUUACAAAAGGAACAAUAUCAUUAUUAAAUUAUAGUGAAGUUGAAAAAUUUCCAGAUGAUAUAAAAACUAUUUUGAAAAGUUGUUUGGCAAGAGAACCUAGUUUAAGAUUAUUUAUGAAAGAUCUAUAUGAAUGUUUUAAUAAAUUUGAUGGGUUAGUAAAUACUAAUUUUGGAAAUAGUGAAACUUUAAAGUACAAAAUUUUUGGUUAUGUUAGAAGUUUAAAGGAGUAUAUAUUCAGACAUUUUUUGUAA